CAAAAAAUUGACAAUAGCAUAGCAUUAACAAUGGAAAAUGUUUUGAGAAACGAUACAGCAUGUAGAAUAUGCUUAGUUCAGGGCGAGGGCAUGCAAGCCCUGUUUGUUGAAGGGACUGGUAUCAUAGAACAAAUAGAAUAUUGUACUGGCAUAAGACUCCUCAAUGAACCCACCCUCCCCUCUCACAUUUGCCCCCCCUGCCUCACGCACCUCUCCAUCGCACGCUCGUUCAAGUCCACCUGCUUGUCAUCACACCACACGCUGCACCCGCACGCUCAGACACUGGUCAACACUGAUGUGAAGGUAGAGCGGGAUGAUGAUUGGGUCAAGGAGGAGAGGAAGAGUAAGAGGGUCAACAUGAAGAAGGAGAGAGAAGACAGAAAUAAAAACCGAAAACCACCCAAGGCCCAUGAAUAUAUCUACACGGAAAACAAUCAGACAAUGUACGUCAAUAUUGGCAACAGUUUCACCGAACCAAGUAUAUCUUCAACCAGCGACAGAAUACCUGGCGACUCAAUCUUACACGAGAAGACACCAAAGAAGAGAUCCAAAAAAGGCUCCGCUGAUACCUCAAACUGGGAAAUAAAUAGAGUGAAGAAAGCUAGAGAAUCCGGGAGAGCUUAUUUGAGUCAAAAGCGCUUAAAAGGUAUAAAAGUCGGGUUUGAAACUAGAAAGGAGCGUAAAAUGGGACCGCCUUGCUUUUCGAGCUUAUGUCGUAAAAGCGCGAAGAGAAGAUGCGAUAUUAUAAAAGAUAAGGACAGAAAAUACUGCUUUAACAAAUUCUGGGGCCUAAAUUGGACGGAUAAAAAGCAGUAUGUUAUAGAUUUAGUAGAUGUUACUAACUGUAAAAAGGUGAAUGGAGAGUCGAGAAGAACAAAGACUAUAAAGUAUAAUUUGGAGGUCAAUAAUGAGUGUUGGCCAGUUUGUAAGAAGAUGUUUUUGAAUACGUUGAGUGUGGGCGAGAAGACGGUGUUGGGGUGGUUGGAAAAAGCUUGUGAGCAGGCGGCCAUGAAUAACACGAAUGAUAAUCAUUUAUCUAAUUUUACUCCUUCGAUUCCAGACCCCGAUCCAGACCCAGAUCCCGACCCAGACCCGCCCAGCCCAGAACCAGACAUUAAGCCCCCCAAGUGCAAGCGGACUUACAAGAAGUCCAACGGUCGGCGACCCAAGAAGUUCAAGUUUAAGAGGCUGUGGUGUGUUGCGUGUGAGAUCAAGUUUAAUUCGAAAGAAGAAAGCGAUGCUCACAGGCUUGCUAAGCACCCGGAGGAUCCUUGGAUGUGCGAGAUAUGUGGCAAAGUAUUCGCGCACCGCGGCUCCCACUACACGCACGUGCGUUCACACCUCCCUCCCCUGCACGGCUGCGCGCACUGCGACUACAAGACCUGGCACCGCCACGAUCUGGUCAAGCACCUACGCAUCCACGCCGGUGUGAAGCAAUACCAGUGCACACAGUGCGCGCGGACGUUCCACACAUCCUCCAACUUGGUGUCACACGUGCGGCGUCUGCACGACCGCGCGCGCCCGCACCAGUGUAGCCAGUGCCAGCGGCGGUUCUUCGACAAAACUAAACUGAGACGGCAUAUGGAUAGCCACAACGACGUCAAACGGUUUGAAUGCGAAGUCUGCCACUCGUGUUUCACCCGCCGCUGUUAUUGGAAGAAGCAUCUCCAGAAGAUGCACGGCAUCACCGUGCCCCCGCAGCGGCCAGGCCGGCAGAAGGUCAACUUCUUAGUGGGCCAGGAGCUCAUACAGGACAGUACUGACUCGAAAUGUGAGAAGACUGCGGGGUUGUCUUACUCCCUCGCACCCCGAUCUGAGUAGAGCCCACAAAAUUUAAAAAUGAGGUUGACCGAUCGAAGUUCUCAUUCAUUCAGCUAAUUCUACGCACGCGCGCGCUCCGCGAGCCAUGUACGCCUCCACAGUGAUCGAUCUUCUCCACUCGGUCAGUGACUAACCAUCGUUGAGCCCGCUCCGUGAGUUAUUGGACUACAGUGCAGAGUUAGUGACUCAAUAAAGUGAUAGUGCGCCCUGAAAAGGUUAUACUGUAAGAUACCAGGAUUUCAGUGAUUGCUUGGAUUUCAGUGCCUCCUCGGCUAGGGGAUGAUAACACCCGCACCAACCUUACCGGGACAGGACAGUGAGUACACAUUUCGAACCGUCUUAGGGCGGCUAGAUUACACAAUAGGCAAUUCUCAUAUAGCGAACACGACAGACACCCCAGUAAUCCACAGAGUACCAGGACCAAAGUGGACUGGAAAAAAGUGAGAGUAGGCCUCCUAAAGGCACCCACUCAUAUCCCCACGUCCCCGAGCAUGACAAAAGAACAGACUGACACUGCAAUUGACCUAUACACUAGUCACCUCACCUGUGUUCAGAGAGGCUUCCAGGGAGGUCCCGGCAGACGAUAUCCGUCGUCGCCCUCUCCCUGAAAGCUUGAGGAAACUACUGGAUAGGAAAAAUGCAGCACUCUCGUUUCCCUUCGCCCGAGAAUCGGUGUUCCCUGAGGGCCUUGCAAAGGCAGGUCAAGGAGGGAAUCACCGCUUUUAGGGAAAACGAAUUCGAGCAGGAAAGCACCUGGCCCUGACGGCAUUCCCAACAGACUACUAAAAAUGCUUCCUGAACCGCACGCGUUAUCGCGCAACGCGUGGAAGUUAGCCACGGUCAUUGGUAUACCCAAACCGGGGAAGCCGAGAACCGAACCAUCUUCAUACAGACCCAUCAGCCUACUGAGUACCCUGGAGAAACUCUACGAG
Molecule: messenger RNA, 2753 nt
Organism: Cydia strobilella
Lineage: Eukaryota; Metazoa; Arthropoda; Insecta; Lepidoptera; Tortricidae
Product: zinc finger protein 248-like
Exons: 8
Coding region: 31-1821 (596 amino acids)
Biological process (GO): regulation of DNA-templated transcription
Cellular component (GO): nucleus
Molecular function (GO): zinc ion binding; RNA polymerase II cis-regulatory region sequence-specific DNA binding; DNA-binding transcription factor activity, RNA polymerase II-specific
Source: RefSeq, a predicted model, not a curated record